Molecule: messenger RNA, 1908 nt
Organism: Populus nigra (black poplar)
Lineage: Eukaryota; Viridiplantae; Streptophyta; Magnoliopsida; Malpighiales; Salicaceae
Product: pectinesterase-like
Exons: 2
Coding region: 64-1716 (550 amino acids)
Biological process (GO): cell wall modification
Molecular function (GO): pectinesterase inhibitor activity; pectinesterase activity
Source: RefSeq, a predicted model, not a curated record
CUUCCACCAUUAUAAAGCACAUGAGAUCAACACAAGCAGAGAACCAAACGCACAUACCUCAUCAUGGCUUCUUCUACCCAUCAGCCACUUCUAAACACUACCAAUAACACUAAAUCCCACGUCAAGAUCCUUAUCUUUUCCAUUUCUCUGUUUGCAGUCAUAUUCUCUAGUGUUUUUCUUGCAUCCCGUUUAAUCAAAGUUAGUCAAUCUAGUCCAUCAACUCCACAAAUAUGUAACCACGCCCGUGAUCCCCAAGAAUGUUUAUCAAUAGUAUCUGAAGCUGUCUCCACUGAAGGAGUUCAAGAAUCUAAUGGCGUUGGUCUCCUAAAAACUUUCUUGGUAAAAUCUCUCUCGCAAAUGAGAAUGGCAAAGGCAGCUGCCAAUGCUGUAAAUAGCAAGAUCAAUGGCCAUAAACAUCAAGCAGCUCUAGCUGAUUGUGUGGAGCUUAUGGAUAUGUCCAUUGACCGUGUUACUGAUACAUUAUCAGCUCUGGCCAACUGGGGCAGCCAGUCUGAUGCUAGCGAUGCAAAUACUUGGCUAAGUGGUGUACUCACUAACCAUGUUACAUGCUUGGAUGGCAUUGACACAAUAGACCAACCAUCAAUGAAAAAAUUACUCCAAGAUUUGAUCUCAAGGAUGAGAACCUCUCUGGCUGCUGUUUCUAGUCUUUCAGCCUCUGAUACUUAUCUCGUUCAGCCAUUAAAUGGGGGUUUUCCAUCAUGGAUCUUGGGAAGGGACCGCAAACUAUUGGAAAGUUCAGUAAGCAAUGUUGAGGCCUAUGUGGUAGUAGCACAAGAUGGGAGUGGGGACUAUACCACAAUUCAAGAAGCUGUGAACUCAGUCCCAGAUAAAAGUAAAAGCCGGUAUGUGAUAUAUGUGAAGAGUGGGAUUUAUAAAGAGAAUGUUGAAGUUGGGAAGAAGAAGAAAAAUGUUAUGAUUGUUGGUGAUGGUAUGGAUUCCACCAUCUUAACUGGUAACCUCAAUGUUGUGGAUGGAUCUACAACCUUCAGAUCGGCCACACUUGCUGUUGCAGGUGAUGGAUUCAUAUUGCAGGACAUCUGGAUCCAAAACACAGCAGGACCAGAGAAGCACCAAGCUGUGGCUCUCCGAGUCAGUGCUGAUCAAUCUGUCAUCAACCGUUGCCGCAUCGAUGCAUACCAAGACACCCUCUAUACACAUAACUACAGACAGUUCUACAGAGAUUGCUUCAUACUUGGAACCAUCGAUUUCAUCUUCGGUAAUGGAGCUGUUGUACUCCAGAACUGCCAAAUUAUCUCAAGGAAGCCUAUGGCAAACCAAAAGAACAUGGUCACAGCACAAGGAAGGAUAGACCCCAAUCAAAAUACUGGGAUUUCAAUCCAGAACUGUGACAUUGUUGCAAGCUCUGAUCUUGAAUCGGAGCAGAAUAAAUUCCCUACAUAUCUUGGAAGGCCAUGGAAAGAGUACUCAAGGACUGUCGUUAUGCAAUCUAAUAUUGGUGGACAUAUUGAUCCUACUGGCUGGGCAGAAUGGGAUAAGGAAUUUGCAUUAACAACAUUGUAUUAUGGUGAGUACGCAAAUAGAGGGCUAGGUGCAGGUGUUAGCAAGAGAGUGAAUUGGCCUGGAUAUCAUGUCAUUACAGAUCCAAAUGAGGCCAAGCAAUUUACUGUGGCAGAGCUGAUACAAGGAGGAGCAUGGCUUGGAUCCACUGGAGUUUCUUUUACUGAAGGGCUGUAAUCUAGGACAAGCAUGCAUUCCCUUCAUGGAUUUACUUCUAUAUAAUUGACGCAGCCUGUCGUGUUAUUUCAUGCCCUGCUUUCUGAAGUUUAUAAUUUGGGAUGCAGCUACAGCACUUAAACUCUUUAAUUGAUAGCAUUUCUGCUGUCUGCUGUACUAUUUUCUUCAGUUCUAUGUUGGCCUUUUUUAGUC